Messenger RNA from Ostreococcus tauri, 1434 nucleotides. Its product is annotated as unnamed product. NCBI's taxonomy places the organism in Eukaryota, Viridiplantae, Chlorophyta, Mamiellophyceae, Mamiellales, Bathycoccaceae. Bases 1 to 1434 code for a protein of 477 amino acids. The record is from RefSeq and is a predicted model, not a curated record. The transcript has a single exon.
AUGAGCAGCAAAGAGAUGAUAGUUGAUGCUCUCGCAUGUAUCGACGCUUGGGAAAACUGCCUACCACUGGGUGGUGAUGGCAUCUGGAGCGUGCUGAACAAACACCAGUCAAUGUUGUGCUCAAUAGGGUCGCGAUCGAACUAUUGGGAUACAGAGAGCCGUGAUCUCAGACAAGAGUUUCGAGUUUUCGCCUUUGGUUGGUACGCGGCUGAGUGCGCUAUCAUUCCCAUUGCCAUUUGCGCAUCGGUGCGGCACGUUGUACAGCAACUCUUCAAAAAACAAUUCCCACCUGUGAAAGUAUGGAACUCGGAUGAUCACGUCGCAUACGCGGCGACGCGAAAAGUAUUGUUCAACGUCGAUGGCGUCGCGUUCUGUCCAUGCCCGGUCCACAUCGUGCGGCGGAUCACGGAACAGAAAAUUGGAAGCGAAGACCACUAUGAAGAACUUGCGAUGCAGUGCACCCUGAUGAAGCAUGCUGGCUCACAUGCGCAAUUUGAACACUUCAAUCUGGGGGACGAGAAUGAAUUACCACGAAUCUUUCGUCAGCCGUCAGGCGACGCAGUGCAAUAUAAGACUGCGGACAAGAAACGAUUCAUCAAACAGUACACGGACCAGCACACUUGUCCCAAAUUGACGAAUGCGAAUAUGUAUGAAAUAUGUGGUGAUACCAAAUGGUUGGAAAACUAUCACAUCAACCCAAUUUUGGACUGCAUACAAUUCGAUUUGCGUGCAAUGGGGAGACGAUGCUCGAUUGUAGGACCUAUUUUACGUGAGUCGGAGCUAAUGACGACCGGCCGUGUAGCUGUCGAGCAAGACUAUCGUAACGCCCUGUCGAUGACAUCUCAUGGGAGGAAUGCAAGGUGGUAUGAAAGUGAUGAUAUUUUUUUCGUGUGGCAAAAUGGGGCUAGAUGCCAUUGGUUCGCGUAUCAUUUCAAGUACGAGCGCGGCUCAUGGACCUCACGCAGGUACGACUCUAUGCAGGUACUCAGAAGCCACAAGUUCAAUACACAGCACGUUCCACUUCCACCCGAUGACAAGGAGGAAGUGGAAAAGCUCGGACAGCUCUUGACGUUUGCCGUUCGCGAAUGGCACAGAACGCAACCUGAAAACGAUGAAGCUGCAUCGAAGCACAAGGCGCUGGAAGCAAAAGUACGUUUCGACUCGAAGACAUGGCCACCUCAGCAGGUCGACGGGUCGUCCUGUGGAGUACUUACAGUUUACAACAUCACCUUAGCUGCCAUGGGUAUUGCCAUUUCACCGAAACUGUACGUGACGCAUUGUGGGGAGCAGCACUUACGAAAUAAGCUCGUACACGCUUUGCGCGAUAUAAAAAAUGUCGACUCGCGUUAUUGGUACGCGAACGUGAAGGAUCCAUUACACGUGUACUAUGAUGAACUUGAAUUGGACACAUCUAUUUGGUGCUUAAGCGGCUAG